Messenger RNA from Exophiala dermatitidis NIH/UT8656, 1098 nucleotides. RefSeq lists its product as uncharacterized. Gene Ontology annotation, molecular function: mRNA binding. The record is from RefSeq and is a predicted model, not a curated record. NCBI's taxonomy places the organism in Eukaryota, Fungi, Ascomycota, Eurotiomycetes, Chaetothyriales, Herpotrichiellaceae. Bases 1 to 1098 code for a protein of 365 amino acids. The transcript has a single exon.
AUGUCGUAUCCGGCCCCUCCAGGUCUGAAAACGUCCUCCAAUUCCACGACACCAGUUCCACCACCCUCUCUACCUGCUCGACCACCUACAUCCGCAGCAACAGCGACCUUCAAACCCGCCUUCACAGCAUUUGCUCCUCGAUCGGUAGCAUCAGCAAACACAUACCGCACGAGCAGUCCGGCGCACUACGCCGCGGCGCCUACUCCCAUUGUCUCGACAUACAGCCCGGCGGCGACAACCGCUGUCCCAGCGGCGGCCCCUGCGACAUCAUCAUACUACGCGUCGCAACCGGCGCAAUAUGACUCGUCUUCAUAUUCCGCUCCUCAGAUCCGCAACCCCUUCGUCCCUCCUCCUCCAGCCACUACCACGACCCCAGACAUAACAUCAUCCGCGACCAGUUACCCUGGCAGCUAUGACCCGGACUACGAAGCUCAAGUGCAGCAAUGGCAAAGCGCCUACAUGAACAGAGGGGACACCCACGCGCCCACAUCUACGAGCACUACUAGCAGUGCAUUAAAGCCCACCACGAAUGCUGCCUCAAGCACAGCCGCAUCGACCACACAAGCCGGUACUGCUACCAGCACUACCACUAACACUACCACCUCCUCCGACGGCGUCGUCAAGACCGUCCACCGCUCCGGCGGCGGCACACAAUGGACCGACCCAACCCUCCUAGAAUGGGACCCCGCGCACUUCCGCAUAUUCGUCGGCAACCUCGCAGGCGAGGUGACGGACGAGUCACUCCUCAAAGCCUUCUCGCAGUAUCCGUCGGUGCAAAAGGCCCGCGUCAUUCGUGACAAGCGAACCAACAAAUCCAAGGGUUAUGGCUUUGUCAGUUUCGCCAACGGAGACGAUUACUUCCGCGCUGCGAGGGAGCAAAACGGAAAAUAUGUCGGUAGUCAUCCGAUCAUUAUCAAAAAGGCUGUUACGGACGUCAGACCUUCGAUUCAGAAACAAAAUACCAACAGUAACAACCGGUACCAGAAAAAUAAACAUAAAGACGGUGCUGCUGGCCCUGGUGGCCACGCCAAGGUCCAACAUGGCGGUGUUAACAAGAAGCAGCCAAAGACGAAGGGAGGUUUGAAGGUUCUGGGAUAA